Molecule: messenger RNA, 2224 nt
Organism: Notolabrus celidotus (New Zealand spotty)
Lineage: Eukaryota; Metazoa; Chordata; Actinopteri; Labriformes; Labridae
Exons: 6
Coding region: 190-1875 (561 amino acids)
Cellular component (GO): cytoplasm
Source: RefSeq, a predicted model, not a curated record
AAUUAACAUAUUAAAAUAAGGCUUAAAAGUUGUUAUUUAUCAAUCAGCCAUGAGGUGUUAACAACAUAAGACCAGUGUGCCAAGAGGUAGAGCAGCUCGUGCUCUCACUUCCUCGUUAAGUGGUUUGACGGCUGUUCUUCCUCAUUACACUGGAAAAGAAACUGGCUGUGAGUCAGUCGUUUGACAGCCAUGAAGGACGGUAUCACAGCGGGAGAAAACAGCGAGGUGUCCCGCCUGGAGGUCUUUGAGGACUACGUCAAGUGUUUCCUUCAGGUGUGUACAGAAGUUGGACCAUGUCGAGAGGACCGACUGCUGGAGAAGGCGGCUCAGUAUCUCCUGACGGAACCAGAACUCAGAGGGAUCUUCACGCACUUCCCUUUCUACCAGUCUGUUGAAGAGGGCUGUAGAGCCUCGGGGGAAGACUGCAGGAGGUUUCUCUCUGCUGUCAUCAAAGCUACAGAAUUAUUAGAGACUCUCUGUGUCAAUAUUGUCCUUCAGCCAUGGAAGAAAGAAAUCAAGACAUUGAAGACUUUUACAGGUCCCUUUGUGUACGGUCUCCUGCCAGUUUUCAGCAGUUCUACCAUUCAGUCUAUCCUGGCCUCUAUUGGAUACCUGCCACAUGCUGACACUCCAGUGAGUGAGUACAGACUCUGUGAAGAAGUGGACCCUGACAGAGUCAAGCUGGUGGGCUUUGAGCUGCUGCUGGCACGGGUGGAAUGCUGUCAUCUCCUGGAGCUCCACGACCAGCAUCAGGCGGGACAACAGACGUGGCUGGAGGUUCUCCACGAGAGACUGGGAUCUACGGAGCUGGAGGAAUCCACAGACGAGAAGACGGUGGGGCGAAAGGAAGAAGAGGAGGAGAGGAAGAAUGAAGAGGCAGGUGGUAAAGAGGUACCUCUGCGUUUGGAGAGCAGGAUCGGAGUGAAACCCAAACCCAAGCCCAAACCUCGACACUGCAGUCUGAACAAUGAAGACCGAUCUUUUAUGGAGAUGCAAAUAAAUUACCCGGACUUGGUCUUCAGGGGCCGCCCUCUGCUUCCAGACAAACCUAACCGUGCAAAAAGCAGCAGAAGCAGCUGUAAAGCAAGCAUCAAUAUCACACCUGAUGAGAGUAAAGCUGCUGAGCUCCCCACAGGAGAUCCUGUGGAAGACAUUGAAGCUUCUUCUACAACCACCUGCAGUAAAAGUGAAGUCAGCCAACCGGAUGAGUCAUGUGUUGAUGAUGUCACAUGCAGUGGUAGUAAUAAUAGAGACUGUGGUGGAACUGCAGCCACAGGAGACACCGUGACCGGCAGCUUAUCUAACGCUGGAGAGGGCAGAGUUGAUGAUGAGCAUGAACAUCGUCGUGCCAUUUCCCUGCACAUCACAAUGAGAGCCGGGUCCACAGCAGGGCAGAGUCUUACAGCUGGACAGCCUCAGCCCGCUGCAGAGCCUCCACAACAGCAGACUGCAGCAGGCGACAACCAAGGGAGUCCAUCUCUGAGCUCCGCAGACCUGAAGGACAUCAGAGAGCUGGAAGAGAGGAUGGGCCAGCUGGAUUUACAGGAGACGAAGGAGGAAGAGAGGAGGAAACAAGAUGACAUGAGUGGAGGGAAGAAAAUAAAUAAAGAGAGGAGGAGGGUGAAAGUGAGGAAAGCAAGAACAGAUGUAAAGGCAGGAGAGCGGAGCCUGAGGAUUCCAGUGACGGAGACGGGUCCCGCACCUAGCCAGUCUGCAGGAAGACUCACCACACCGUCUGAGUCUGAUCCAGCAGUGAUGAAGCAGCAGGGAGGAGAUACAGAGAGCGCAGACACGGGCAGAGGAGAGGAGGAGCAGCUGUCACAGAGCUACGUUUUAGUCGAGCAUCACAAGAAAGAACAUGCUUCUCUUGUUUAAAUCACGAUAUUCAGAGCAGUGAUUUCAAAAACGACUGUGCAGACUUAAAAAGACAUUUAUCUAAGGCAGGUUUCAAACAGGCACUUUGCAAAAUAUCUCUAAGACUGCUGUAGAUUUAUUCAUAACAUCAAGACAUAAUUACAUGAAGGACGAUGUAACGGUUCUCCAACAGUAGUUUUUAUUCAGUUCUCUCUUAGCAGAUGAGGUAUGUUUGACUUUAGAACAUAUAUUAUGUGAAGGUCUCUUAAUUUUAUAGAAGAAGCAUCUUGACCUAAAUUCCUUAGGCAGUGUAAUCCUGAUGUCUCCUUUUUUAGAUUAUAUUAAUAAAGGUGAUGGAAGUCAUUCCUGA